GAGGAACGGGGAAGCAAGGCCGCUCAGGAGCCGGAGAUUCAUUCGUGCCCCACGACCCCAUCGUGCCGCACAUCAACUUCUCAUGGCGUUCAUAGUUCUCCUCGAGCCUGCGGAGAUUAUCCUGGAUUUGGCUCAACUGUUUUCGCCUAAACCUAUAAAAUGUCUGCCUGCUACUAUGGCUUUACCUCAUUCCCUUGUAUAAGCUCCAUCAUGGUUAAUUCCCGCUCCAUCAUGUUUGCGCUACUCAGCUUCCUCGCUGGCGCCAAUGCGUGUAUACAGUGCCCAGCCACACUGAAGGACGACAAUGGUAAUGUCCUCACACUAAGCAAUACCUUCCCACACGGUCAUAGCACAAGUUGCAAUUACGGCGACCAGGUGUUCUGUCAGUAUAAUGACGUAAGUACUUUCUGGAUAUUGUGCAGCUCAUUGUUCUCGGUUGACGUGCCGGUGAUCGUAUCAGGGUACCGGCAAGUGGGAAGGAGGGUAUACAUAUUGUCCGGAUACACUACGGGUGAAGAAACAAUGCUGAACGUGAUGUGAAGAGGUAGGAGAGACGAGAUGCCUAACAGAAGAGCAAUGUUUGUCUACACAGUCGGGUGUAUGUCAGUAGAUCACGAUCUGCCGCGAGAAUUGUAUAUCAUGGCACUUUGACUUUAACUGCCACU
Molecule: messenger RNA, 665 nt
Organism: Suillus paluster
Lineage: Eukaryota; Fungi; Basidiomycota; Agaricomycetes; Boletales; Suillaceae
Exons: 3
Coding region: 160-540 (126 amino acids)
Source: RefSeq, a predicted model, not a curated record